Molecule: messenger RNA, 1397 nt
Organism: Salvia hispanica
Lineage: Eukaryota; Viridiplantae; Streptophyta; Magnoliopsida; Lamiales; Lamiaceae
Product: F-box protein At5g07610-like
Molecular function (GO): protein binding
Source: RefSeq, a predicted model, not a curated record
CCAUAGAUUCUACAAUUGCGAUAAAGAAAAGCCCUUUUUCUCCGCCGUUGUCUCCGGCGACUUUGUGAUCGACAAACUCAGCAUGAAUCCGAAGAAGGACAAAGUUCAUGCUGUAACUCCCGAGGAGGAUUAUGGUGAUAGAUGGAUGAGACUGAUCUGGAACAAUGAUCUUUUGACGAAAAUAUUUAUCCUGUUACCUGCAAAAUCUGUUACCCGAUGCAAGUUAGUAUGCAAACAUUGGCUCUCACUGGUCUCCUCUGAGAAAUUCUGCCAUCUCCACACCCUGCACUCCCCAAAGCUGCAGCCGUCUCUUCUCCUGAAUCCGAACCUGGGGAAUCCAAGCUUGCAGUUCUUUAACUUCAAUCCAUUCAUGAAUGGCGAGAAGCUGAUGAUACCUUACACCUUCUCUUUUCCAAACCCCAUCAUCAUUAGUUCUUGUAAUGGGCUGAUGCUGCUAAAAUCUCACCAUAAAGAUGAGAGUUUCCAUGUAUACAAUCCCACCACUAAGCUGUCAAGAAAGAUUAGUGUUACCGAUGCUUAUCGUGACAAUAUUGUGGCGCUUGCAUUAGCUUUUGAUCCUUCAAAGUCUCCCCACUACAAGGUUGUUUGCAUUAAGUCAACCUCAGAAGAUCGUAUCAAUCCUCUUGAGGUAGAUACUUGUGCGAUCGAGGUUUAUGACUCAGAGAGUUGCGUUUGGAAGCUCAUGUUGCGAUUUGUGUUUCCUCAAAGGCUUGAAAUGUGUGGUGGAUACGGGGGAGUGUACUGUAGUGGAUCGAUAUAUUGGGAUAUCUUGGACACACUCGUCUACUAUGAUAUUGCCCAGAAUGAUUUCGAUACUCUAGAUAUGCCUAGAUAUUCACCUUCUCUCCGGAAACAUAUUCUACUUUCGGUUGACUCUUCCUCUCUUCUGCAAGGGGCAAAUGGUCAUCUAUACAUAUCUAGAUUGUUCACAAAGGCUAGCAACUGUCAAUUGAUUAAGCUGUUUGAGUUGGAUAUGCAUGAUCGUCGUUCUUCUUCGUGGUUCUUGAGGUACGAUGAAACAAUCCCUCACCAUGAACACAUUUCCCCAAUUAAUGGCUAUAAUGAACAAUUGAGAUUCAUUAAGGGAUCAUACGACACAGAGACGUGCAGUGUACUGUCUCAUAUGUAUGGGAUGAUUAGUGUCUAUAGUUUCCUCGACAAGAGCUAUAAGUUGCUCGUUGAUGUGACAGGCCCACCAUUCAACAUUCAGGCCAGUUAUGGGGGUCCUCAUAUGGAAAUGUAUGAAUUUAUUGAAUGUUUAGCUGUUGUUUGAGGGAUGAGAUGCAACUUAGACUACUUUGAUGAUAUUACUAUGUGACUCUAUGCUGAUGAUUUUUAGUUUGGUGUUUUAAUGCAACAUUUUCUAUGUUAUCUUA